CGUAGGAGGUCGCUACAUUCGUCGACCUUGCUUUGACUUUGUCGACUCAAAGUGUUCCGGUGAUAAAACGUCCCGAAAGGUAGUCGAGACUUUUGUCGCAACUUGUGCUACCGAACGGAGGUUAUCCAACUUUCGAUACAUCGUCGAAACAUUGAACGUUCAAGCGAGAAUUAUUUCAAAGCCAAUUUCACAUUUCACUCGCAAAGUUAUGGCAUUGAAUAAGCUCAGCAUCGACAAAGUGGAUCUGACGGGCAAACGGAUUCUGAUACGGGUAGACUUCAAUGUGCCGUUAAAGGAUGGUAAAAUAACUAAUAACCAACGAAUCGUAGCCGCGUUGGAUACCGUUAAAUACGCCCUCGAGAAAAAUGCAAAGUCCGUUGUAUUAAUGUCACAUUUGGGACGUCCGGACGGUAAACCGGAUAUGAAAUACACUUUAAAACCAGUCGCCGAAGAAUUAAAGUCGUUACUUGGAAAAGAGGUUUUGUUUCUGAACGAUUGCAUCGGAUCGGAGGUGGAAGCUGCUUGCGCCAACCCUGCGCCUGGAACCAUCAUCUUGCUAGAAAAUUUAAGGUUCCACGUAGAAGAGGAAGGGAAAGGAGUGGGACCCGAUGGAAGUAAAAUUAAAGCGGAUAAAGAAAAAGUCUUGGAAUUUAGAAAGUCCUUAAGAAAACUUGGAGACAUUUAUGUCAACGAUGCGUUCGGUACUGCGCAUCGAGCUCACAGUUCGAUGAUGGGAGAGGGAUAUGAAACGAGAGCUAGUGGUUUUCUUUUGAAGAAAGAAUUGGACUACUUCGCUAAAGCGUUAGAUAAUCCUGAAAGGCCAUUUUUGGCUAUACUAGGAGGCGCGAAAGUUGCUGAUAAAAUACAAUUGAUAAAUAAUAUGCUAGAUAAAGUUAAUGAAAUGAUUAUUGGAGGUGGAAUGGCGUAUACUUUCUUAAAAGUAUCAAAAAAUAUGAAGAUAGGCAAUUCGUUAUUCGACGAAGAAGGUGCAAAAAUAGUCAACGACCUAUUGUCAAAGGCUGAGAAGAACAAAGUUCAAAUACAUCUGCCAGUCGAUUUUAUUACUGCGGAUAAAUUCGCGGAAAAUGCUGCUGUCGGCUCAGCGGAUUUAGAAAACGGCAUACCGGACGGUUGGAUGGGUCUCGAUGUUGGACCAAAAUCACGAGAAUUAUUUAGCGAACCGAUUAAAAGAGCGAAAACUAUUGUGUGGAAUGGCCCAGCAGGUGUUUUUGAAUUUGAACAGUUCAGCAAAGGUACAAAGGGCCUCAUGGAUGAUGUUGUUAAUGCUACAUCGCGGGGUGCUAUUACCAUAAUUGGAGGUGGUGAUACAGCCACGUGUGCUGCUAAAUGGAAAACCGAGGAUAAAGUAAGCCAUGUAAGCACCGGGGGCGGUGCCAGCUUGGAACUCCUCGAAGGAAAAGUCUUACCAGGAGUGGAGGCGCUCUCUCCUCUAUAAAUUAGCAACAUGUGCAUUCAAAAGCAUCGAUUGUCGUUCAAAUUUUAAAUAUGUCUAAGCAAUAGUCUUACAACGGCAAGUCUAUCGUUGCGGUUCCCAUGUAACACAAAGCUGUCUACGAAUAGAGAGAAGAUGUAAACACCCGUUCAAUGAUCGAACAUCAAAUAGAAAUAUUAUAUUGAUUCCUUGGAUCGAUAGAAUUUAGUUAUUGCGGAAAUCGUGAUGUAUUAAAAUACCAUUUAAAACAAUGGAAUGUUAUUUCCCACAGGUUAAAACAUACAAUUACAAAAUUCGGGUUUAAACGUAAUACCACCGUAUUAACUUUGUACGUAUAUCAACAUCUAUAUAUAUAUACAUAAUAUGUAUAUAUAUACAUGUACAAAUUCUAAAACUUACAGACACACGUA
Molecule: messenger RNA, 1863 nt
Organism: Nomia melanderi (Alkali bee)
Lineage: Eukaryota; Metazoa; Arthropoda; Insecta; Hymenoptera; Halictidae
Gene: Pgk
Product: phosphoglycerate kinase
Biological process (GO): gluconeogenesis; glycolytic process
Cellular component (GO): cytosol
Molecular function (GO): ADP binding; ATP binding; phosphoglycerate kinase activity
Source: RefSeq, a predicted model, not a curated record